Oncorhynchus gorbuscha (pink salmon) is the source of this 1557-nucleotide messenger RNA. Its product is annotated as receptor-type tyrosine-protein phosphatase beta-like. The transcript is spliced from 6 exons. The record is from RefSeq and is a predicted model, not a curated record. Gene Ontology annotation, biological process: angiogenesis. The annotation marks the transcript as partial. Lineage: Eukaryota; Metazoa; Chordata; Actinopteri; Salmoniformes; Salmonidae. Gene Ontology annotation, molecular function: cadherin binding.
UCACUGACAGCCCAUUCUAUCGCUCAGGUCCAUCGACAGUCAGUGGCCUACAGGUGUCUGGGACAUCAGACAGCCUGGGAGUUUCCUGGCAGCCUGGCCCAGGGAGGACUGAGCGAUUCCGGCUACUGCUCACUGACCGAGUGGGUGUGGUGAGGAACCUGACUCUGGAGAGCACCGCUAAAGACUACACUGUCACCGACCUGGUGCCAGGGCGCGUGUAUAACAUCACCAUGGUGACGGAGGCAGGGGGACGCCAGAGUACCACCUCAAGACAAAUCCAGACGGUGCCCUAUGCCGUCUCCAACCUGAAGCUAGAGAACAAUAACACCCAGGUCAGUUUGAGAGCAUCAUGGAGUCAACCCCAGGGUGAUGUGGACUCUAUAGUGGUGACCCUGUCCUCAUCUGGAACCACCCCUCUGGAGAAGACCCUGUCAUCUGACACCACAAAGGCCCACUUCCACCAGCUGACACCUGGACGGACCUAUCAGGUGUCUGUUGCCACCAAGAGCGGCGAGCUCUCCAACCAAUCAACUGCCUCGGCUAACACAGUCCCAGGUAAAGUGUCCCAGCUCUCUAUGGAGGCGCUGGAUGACUCCAACUCUCUGAAGGUGAUGUGGGCUCCCCCUGGUGGAGACUGGGAUAAGUACAGGGUGCUGCUGUUAAAUGGGACCCAGACUCUGGAUAACAGGACCGUGGAGAAAGAAGUGGUGGAGUACACCUUCUCUGGCCUGGGACUGGUUCCUGGGAGGACCUACAGGGCUGGGGUCAUGGUGGAGAGCACUGGGGAGCAAGGCACUGUGGAGUACUGCCACAGAGGAAUAGCUCCUAAGCCCGUCUCAGAGCUUCAUAUCCGCCAUGCUGACGAGACCUCCCUCAGCGCCCUGUGGAGUCACGCCCCCAACUCAGCCAGGGACGGCUACGCCGUGGAGCUCCGCCAUGGCAAUGCCACGGUUGCCACGAGAGACCUGACCCGUGACAUGAGGGAGUGCACCUUCAACGUGCUCAUGCCUGGACGCGUGUUCACCAUUACCGUGACAACCAAGAGCGGGGAACUCAACAGCUCUGUGUCUGUGCUAGGGAGGACAGUACCUCUGGAGGUGAGGCGUGUCCACCUGAGCAACCAGGGCCACGUGGACAGGUUACAGGCCAGCUGGGAACUCCCCUGGAGAUCUGGACUUCUGCAGCCUGCAGCUCCUCCACAACAACCGGGCUGUGCAGAACCACACCGUCCCAGCCAACACCACCUCUCUGCAGCUCAGAGACCUCAGGCCUGGCGCCUCCUACAGCCUGGUGUACCAGCUGCGGUCGGAGAGGUCACGGUCAGUAACAACGGUCGUCCAGACUUCCUGGGGGUGUCGUGGCAGCCAGCGGUCGGAGAUGUGGACAGUUACCUGGUCCUACUGAAGGACCGCGACAGGACCGUACACAACCUGGUGGUUUCUAAGGCAAGCCCAGAGUGUGUGUUUAACUCCCUCAAGUCAGGGAGGCUGUACACCGUCUCCAUAGCAACCCGCAGCGGCAGCUUCCAGAACAACACGGUGGUGACGGCUCGUACAC